CCGCCUUGUCCCACCCUCUCUUUCCGGUGGCGGAGUCUAGAGACGACGCGCAGACAUGGCACCUCGCAAGGGGAAGGAAAAGAAGGAGGAGCAGGUGAUCAGCCUUGGACCUCAGGUGGCUGAAGGAGAGAAUGUCUUUGGUGUCUGCCACAUUUUUGCGUCCUUCAAUGACACUUUUGUCCACGUCACUGAUCUCUCUGGCAAGGAAACCAUCUGCCGUGUGACUGGUGGGAUGAAGGUGAAGGCUGACCGAGAUGAAUCUUCACCAUACGCCGCCAUGUUGGCUGCCCAGGAUGUGGCCCAGAGGUGUAAGGAGUUGGGCAUCACAGCCCUACACAUCAAACUCCGUGCCACAGGAGGAAAUCGGACCAAGACCCCUGGACCAGGGGCCCAGUCUGCCCUCCGAGCCCUUGCCCGUUCGGGGAUGAAGAUCGGGCGGAUUGAGGAUGUCACCCCCAUCCCCUCCGACAGCACCCGCAGGAAGGGGGGUCGCCGUGGUCGCCGUCUGUGAACAGGAUUCCGCAAAUCGAUGUUAUCUGUUAAUAAAUUACCUUCACAUAUACUAUUU
Molecule: messenger RNA, 568 nt
Organism: Chrysochloris asiatica (Cape golden mole)
Lineage: Eukaryota; Metazoa; Chordata; Mammalia; Afrosoricida; Chrysochloridae
Gene: RPS14
Product: ribosomal protein S14
Exons: 5
Coding region: 56-511 (151 amino acids)
Biological process (GO): ribosomal small subunit assembly; maturation of SSU-rRNA from tricistronic rRNA transcript (SSU-rRNA, 5.8S rRNA, LSU-rRNA); translation
Cellular component (GO): cytosolic small ribosomal subunit; ribosome
Molecular function (GO): mRNA 5'-UTR binding; small ribosomal subunit rRNA binding; structural constituent of ribosome
Source: RefSeq, a predicted model, not a curated record